This is a messenger RNA of Ornithodoros turicata, 2608 nucleotides long. RefSeq lists its product as uncharacterized. The transcript is spliced from 18 exons. Bases 656 to 2557 code for a protein of 633 amino acids. The record is from RefSeq and is a predicted model, not a curated record. Lineage: Eukaryota; Metazoa; Arthropoda; Arachnida; Ixodida; Argasidae.
CAGGAUUACGACCCAUACUACCCUGGCGUGCCGCAGGGGUUCACUCACCAGUCGGGAUACGACCAGUUCGGUGGAUAUCCUCAAGACUACUCUGGAGGUGGAACUUCAUUUAGUUAGCACGGGUUUCUCACGUGUACUAGCGCCCGUUCGCUCUUGACGGUUGCACAGUAGCGUUCACGUUGUGUAACGUCGAGUAUUAUGGUGAAAACGUAUCAGCUGAAAUGCCGCUAGGGGAGAUGUGUUAGGAGGACAGGGGUAGAAUUCGUUGAUCGUGUUAUCGUUCAGUCAAUACGCCGUACAUCUACUUCCACUGUAAGUAAUGCUUCCAGAGACAUGUUCCUUUUUCCAUGGCGUGAAACUGUAGAGAGCGAUUUCGAGUGUCCAAUAAUUCCUUUCCCUUCCAGCCCCAGAGUACGUGAAUUUCUGUAAAUAUCCUCUCCGCCCCCUUUUUGUCACGUCUCAUUCUUUUUUUCUCCUUCGUUCAUUUUGUUUGCGUAGAGACGUUCUAACAAACAAACAAAUAAUAACAAUAAAGAAAAUCUCGUGUAGUGGAACAGGGCAGUCUUAAUUUCGUCUAUGUUCAAGGCAUAAGAACGAAUAAGCUUUUUGCAACUGUCCUGCUUCCUGUCCUGCAGCGGAAAGCUGCAAAGUGUUUAUGCAAUGCUUGCUUUUUGAUAUAAAAUACUUUUUUUUGCAGGGCAAUCGGGGUUUUUCGAGCAGGGUCAAUCCGGGGUUUCUCCAGCAAGAUCAAAUGCAGCCGGGGUUUCUCCAGCAAGAUCAAAUGCAGCCGGGGUUUCUCCAGCAAGAUCAAAUGCAGCCGGGGUUUCUCCAGCAAGAUCAAAUGCAGUCGGGGUUUCUCCAGCAAGAUCAAACGCAAGUGGGGUUUCACCAGCAGACUCCAAUUGGGACAACCGAGAAAGUGGACGACAACACCGUGGUCGUCGUUAUCUGUGCUCUGUCUCUCCUCCUACUGAUAGUGAGCCUUGUGAUCUACCUCGUAUUUUCGGUCACCGAGACAUCCGACACUGGCGACGUCCCUAAAAGAAGGGGAGGAGGAGCAGGAGGAGGAAGUGGCAGUAGCAGUAAACCUGAAGAUGCCGAAGAGGAGACAGAGGUCACUGUUAUUGAGGACAUAUACCCAACGGAACCCACGACGACGACGACGACUACAACUACUACGACUACAACUACUACGACUACAACUACUACGACUACAACUACGACGACUACUACCACGACGACUACUACCACGACGACUACUACCACGACGACUACUACCACGACGACCACUACCACGACGACUACAACUACGACGACUACAACUACGACGACUACAACUACGACGACUACAACUACGACGACUACUACCACGACGACGACUACCACGACGACGACGACUACGACGACUACUACGACAACGACUACGACGACGACAACAACGACCCCGCAUCCCAACUUCCAACCGUUGCUGUGCACCGUGGGGUCCCAGGCGACCGACAAGUACUUCUACCCAGAUAAAGAUCUCUGUGACAUCCUCUUCUUCACCCACAUCUACUGGGACGAGGCAGAAUCCAAGUGGACUCCUUCGUAUACCCCGAAUGGUCGGGUGGCGUAUGAUACUUUCUUGGAGCACGUAAAGACCCGAGAACACAGUGGUGUCUCGUUCGAUUUCAGGCUUCUGCAAUCAAUAAACUCGAGGAUGGAUAACAGCAAACUGGAACUGUUGUAUAGAAACAAGAUCAAGCAUUUCGGCGUCCUCAAUAUACUGAUCGAGUCCAAUGAAGGUUCGGCUCUUAGUCCUGUUAAUGAUUUGUUUUCGAAGAUACAGACGAUUUUGAAGCAAGGUCACGCCUAUGGGGAAACAGGCCGUGGUACACAAAACCCGAUGUACCUGGUAGCUGCUUUCAAGAUGAGGAACUUUGCCUUAGACAGAAUAACAUUUGCCACCACGAUCAAGAAAUUUGCUCAAAAUUCAAUAGCAAACUACAUCGUCGUGAACACUGCAAUCAACACCUGGGAUGGUGGCUGCAAGAGCUUCCCGCCAACGAUGUGGUCCGACUCCCAAAAGACUUACCAGCCAGCGUUUGACACCGCAAUAAGGGACAUCCUUUCGAGGGCACAGGACUGGGAUAGCGACAAGUCCGCCCUCCUGGCUUUCUCCCUCGGCGUGUCCACCUAUUACUUUGAAAGUGGCCGCCAAGAGGCAUCGCCCAUCUUGGAAGACUGUAAAGCUUAUAAGAUGGUAUUCUACCAGCAGGUGUGCGACGUGAAAACACCAACGGUUCCUCUGGGCUGCAAAUGCCAUUCCCACGGAUCUGGGCAAUACAUGUACGUUUGGGAUACGCUGGAUGACAUUAACGAGAAGAUGAAUCAAGCGAUUGACACUUACAAGAGACCGCACUUCGGAUUCAUCAUCUUCGACACAGAGUUCUCAGACCUGGCGGAUAGUUCAUGCAUAACAAGUCACGGUACAUUUCCACGCCUUCGUGCUGCCAGGGACAGGAUGAAUGCAUACCACAAGCAACAGGAUCCAAUCGAAGCGCAGACUCAUGGUUGACGAGACUGCAUUCUGGCUGUAUUCUGCUUUAUUAAAAUAAGAUGUAUAAGA